Messenger RNA from Paramecium tetraurelia, 1059 nucleotides. RefSeq lists its product as uncharacterized. The transcript is spliced from 2 exons. The record is from RefSeq and is a predicted model, not a curated record. Lineage: Eukaryota; Ciliophora; Oligohymenophorea; Peniculida; Parameciidae.
AUGGAGGAGUUAAAAAUUUAUUGUCAAAGAGUUAUUUAAAUUAGCUCCGAUACAGUCAACUCAGAAUUAGAAAUCCUCAAAAAAAAAGAAUCGAAUUUGGUUUAGGAUUACGAUAUAGGGAAUGUAGAUGAAUUAGAUGAAUAAGUAAGUCAAAAUGAAGUCAACUAAUUGAUCAUACAUUUUCGAAACUACAAAUUGCAUAAUUAUUUAUAUAAAAUUAGGCUGGUUACUAAGAUUCUUUAGCAUUCUGAGAAGAUUUUUUAGAGAAUUUAAAAUCCAUAAAGCUAGUUAGAAUCUUACUUUGGAGACUUAAUAGCAACAUUAGAAUACAUUUAAUAAAAAUAGAUUAAUUAUUAAUGUUUAAAAGAGUUAAAGCAAUAAAUCGAUAAUCUCUUAAAUUAAUAAAUUUUAUAGACCAGAUAUUAGGUAAGCUUAAUAGUCCUUGAUAUAUUUAAUUUGAAAAUUCUUCGAGACAUUUAUCUAACCGAAUUUUAUUAAAAAUACGGUAUUGAAAUUCAAAAUUAUUAUAAAACUCAUCGGAAAUUAUCAUUUGAUUUUUAGGAUGAAAAUAACUCUAGGUAAAUAGAAGAAUCUAAUCUAUUCUAAGAAACCGAAAUUAAAAAACAACCAAAAAAGACUAAGUCAAACAUUUAAAUCAUUACCUCUCCUGAUACUGGGAUAAAUUCUGAAUAACAUCCAAUAUCAGUGAAAAAUUCUAAGAAUGCACAGAGCAAAAGUGAUAUAAGGAUAAAUUCAAUGUAAAUACCUUCACCAUAAAUAAAUGGAUAAAAAAGCCCCUUCUCAAAUAUAAAAAAAUCAUAUUUUUCUUCUUAACUGAAAAUAGAGAAUCAAUAAAACAAUUAUAGCAUAGUUGAAUAAAUAAUAUAGAAAAAGAAAAAUGGAGGCUCAGAUAGAUUUAAAAAAGAUGAGUCUAAUGAAAUGUUUGAUGAAUAAUCAUUAUUUAUAUUAAGAAGCUAUAUAGAUAGUAAAUUUACCUCAAAUAGAAUUAAUAGAACGAAUGAUUUAGCAAAAAUGAUAAAUGAUCAAUAAAUUAAAUGA